Messenger RNA from Schizophyllum commune H4-8, 792 nucleotides. RefSeq lists its product as uncharacterized. Lineage: Eukaryota; Fungi; Basidiomycota; Agaricomycetes; Agaricales; Schizophyllaceae. The transcript is spliced from 3 exons. The record is from RefSeq and is a predicted model, not a curated record. The coding region runs from base 1 to 792 and encodes 263 amino acids.
AUGGAUCUGAGUCUUUCACAACAGCUCGAUGUCAUCGCCACCGAAUCCUUGGAAAUCGAGGCAGACGACAUUAUUGACAUGCACAAGCAACAGCACCUCUCGAUUACUUCGAAUUCCCCGAUGGAUGCCGGUCUAUCACAGGAGCUAGACGCACUAUUAGACAUGUCUUUGGAUAUUCCGAUCGAGGAAGAGGUGAAUGGGAAGAAGGCCAUGAUACAGACAGAGGAGGGGAAGGGAGAACAAGGUGGUAACAUCUCCCAGAUACCGGACCCUACGGUAUUGCCGUCGCUCAGUGACAACUCGGACUCAGCUCAGGAAGAACCGAACCCUCUCUCAUACGCGGAGAGAACUUCGUGCAUUGGCAACAAGUAUAACUAUAACGAGGCCAGCAGAGAAGACAUAGCUCGCAGACAUCGGGCUCUCCAUCGGAAGCUUAUCCUGACCGAGGCUGAGAACUCCGAAUCGGAAAUGGAUCCUGAUAGUGAACUAGAUGGUGAUGGAGAGGAGGGAAGCUCACAGGACCGGGAUGAUUUCAUUUCACAUGGAUGGAGCCAUGGAGAAAGAUCGCAAGAAGACGGUGCAUAUCAUCUGGGUCUUCUGUCUCAGAAUGUCCCAGGCGGGCCGCAGUUUCGCGACCCACCAGUGCGCCGUAGUAUUUUCGGAGGAAGAGAGAUCCUUCGCAUGGAAAAAGCAAGAGACAGCUCAGGGUCGCAGGAUGACGGUCUCACGGAUGGAUACGAGAUUGGUAGCUUUGUGACGGACGAUGAAGAAUCUUCAUCCAGCUGGGAGUGA